CCUAAAGGCCGCCGCCGGCUCCAGCACUACUGCGGCCGCGGCGAACGGCCGCGUGAAGCCUCCAACAAAUCUCCGCGUGUUGUCGCCUACCACCUGCCGUCUUCGUCGAUGAACUGGCCGCGCUCGGUGUCCGCUCCUGCUCCUUCCAAGGCUCCUUAAAAUCACCUCGUCUCACCUGCCGCCGGCCAGUGCCCCUUUAGCCCUUACUGAUUCGCUUACCCGUGAAGAGAUAUGGAGAAGGAAGAAAGUAAUAAGCCAAUAAUGCCGCCGAUUGAGACGGUGGAGUUACCGGAACUGCCGCGGGACAUCUUGAUGAAUAUAUUUGCUCGACUUGAAAUCCCUGACCUCGUCCGUGCCAGCUCCGUGCGUCCCUCUUGGCGCUCCGUCUACACCAGCCUACUCAACCUUGGGAAGUACAAACGGUCCCAGACGCCGUGCUUGCUCUACACUUCUGAAUCUGCUGGUGAGAACGUUGCCUGCCUCUACAGCAUCGCCGAGAAGAGAGUUUACAAGGUAAGUCUGCCAGAGCCACCGAUCUGCAGUAGGUUGCUGAUUGGAUCCUCUCAGGGCUUACUCGUUACUGUAGAUGAGCGAUCAGAAAUGCACAUAGUCAAUCCAAUCACCAGCGAACAGGUCGAUCUCCCUUCGGUGAUCACCAUCGAGCAGGUGAAGCCGGUCUAUGAUGACUCUGGUGCUCUCCGGAAGUAUCGGUACUCACGGCACACUGCAAAAGAGGUUUAUAGCCCCCCAAUGAUUGUUGAACUUGAUGAGCUGCGGGAGAUGCUUCACUAUAAGGCUUUUGUGUUUCCUAAUACGACCACUGGACAAUACAUUGUGGUGCUCUUCCACAAUCCACAUCGUCAGCUCUCGUUUACGAGAGUCGGGGAUGAUAGUUGGACCUGGCUGCCACCACGCCUUCACUACGAGGACUGCCUCUACAAGGAUGGACUUUUGUAUGCUGUGAACUAUGAUGGAGAAAUUGAUGUCUAUGAUCUUAGUGGCCCUACGGUCACGAUGCAGAUUGUUUUGGGGAUGACUGAUGCAAUAACGUAUAGUUGCAUGUACAUUGUGCAAGCACCAUGGGGUGAUCUUCUGCAAGUUUGGAAAUCAUAUAAGGAUUAUGAAUUACAUCCUGAGCCGGGGGCAUUUGUUUUUUGGAACACUGGCAAAUUUGAAAUAUAUGAAAUUGACAUCGAGAGGGGGGAACGUAAGAAAGUCAAAUGCUUGCAUGACCAUGCAUUGUUUCUUGGGCAUAAUCAAUCACUUUGUAUCAGUUCUGUAGAAUAUCCGGCUCUCAAGAGAAACCAUGCCUACUUUACUGAUGAUAGUUAUUUUUGGACAAGGGGAUUCGAGAAUAAUAGCCGUGAUAUUGCAAUUCUCAACUUGGAUAAUAACAUCAGGGAGGAACUUGUGUCACCUCAGCUUUGGUCCGACUUUCCAGCUCCAAUGUGGAUUACACUUGAUGUCAGAGCGAUGGACUCGGCUCUCAAAAAAUAGUAGUGAGUUUUUCUAUGUUUGCUGAUUUUCCAAUGGUGUACUGCAUAUGCAUUACUUCUUUUGGUUCUUAUGUUUUGGUGAGUUGAUAUAAAUGGCAGAGUCUUCAGCCUUA
Molecule: messenger RNA, 1609 nt
Organism: Brachypodium distachyon (stiff brome)
Lineage: Eukaryota; Viridiplantae; Streptophyta; Magnoliopsida; Poales; Poaceae
Product: probable F-box protein At4g22165
Exons: 2
Coding region: 232-1497 (421 amino acids)
Molecular function (GO): protein binding
Source: RefSeq, a predicted model, not a curated record